UGAUACUUUAAGACACCCUACUCCGACAGCCUAGAAUAUCACAUUGCAGUCAGUCAAUAUGAAUUUCCGAAGAGGCGUUGCUCUGUUGGUCCUCGCUUCUGCCUUCGAUAGUUCUUUUGCACAGGAUGAGGGCGAAGACGGCGGAGGUGUAACGAAUGACAAUUUUGUACAAGAACAACCAAUCAAUGUGAUAGAUGCCGGUGCUUUCGAUGCCACUACAGAUGAGGACUUGGCGCCUCUUGUUGACGAGCGACAGGUGGACACAACAGAUGACGAUGAAGAUACAACGAUGGUGGCUGAAGAAUCGAAAUUUCUGAGGCCACCGUUUAAGUCUGUAUCUCUUGACAAUGAUGAGUUUGAGAGUUACGUUAUCCGUCGGAAUGGAACGGCACAAUGCGUAGGAUUAACAGACACAGACACAACGGACCCAAUCCCUAUCACAGAGCCAUGCGAUGGUUCUUUAUCUCAGCUCUGGUUACGUAUCGCCAACGAUGAGAACCAGGGCCAAUGGCAAAACAGGAUGACAUACACUUGCAUCACGGUGCCCUACGACGGUCAGGAAUCGAUUAUUAUGAAAACAUGCUCAGCUACAACCCUCAAUAAUCAAAAGAUUCUCGAUGAUGCAUUGAUCGCUCCUCGGCCCAACACUGAUUCCAAUCUAUGUAUAACACCUUGUGCAGACGAUUCAGGUCUCUUGUGUUCUUUUGAGGCGGGAACAGAGGCAUCGUGUAACAUUGCACAGGGAACUAUAGAUGCCUACAACUACAACCUCUAUGCGGAGCCGUUCUGUGACUCUCCUGUGUCCGAUGGACGCUGGGAGAUUGAUUUGUAUGGCGAAUGCAGUGCAACAUGUGACUCCGGUACACGUCCAGUUACAUACACGUGUUCCUCGCUGCGUGAGUUCAAGUACGCCUGCUGCGGAGAUGAGCCAGAAGAGAUUGUACCAUGUAACUCCGUACCAUGUGGCGCGAACGUUGGAAACUACAAGGUCAUAAAAUCGACUGCCAGUCUGGAAGCCGUGGAUGCCAAUCCUCUAUGUAUCGAUGCUGUCGAUCCUACACAUGUAGAGAUGCGUCCUUGCUCCGGUUCGGAUUCUCAGUUGUUUAUACAAAUUGAUCCCAAACAGGACAAACAGUGGGUUAACAAAGCAACCGGAAAUUGUGUUCAGGUUCCAGAGCGAUAUAACAUGGAUAAGACAACAGACUUCAUCUUCCUCCGGCCUUGUCAAACGGAUACCGGUACUUCGGAUGAUCUGCGCUAUCAACAAUUCUAUGUCGAUGAGCUCGUCGAGUCACGUGUGCGAACAUGUCUAAGUCCGUGCAACGAGUUGAAUAACUUGGUUGUUGAAGAUUUGAGCGCGCAGCUUGUUUCCGGCUUUGAGGAGGAAGAGUUUUUCAACCCCGCCCCAAUUAAUAAGGAGAGUGUCUGUGCGGUAAGAGACGACGACGAAGGUGCGACAUCAUGGUGUCAAGCAGGUUCAUUCAGCUACCUUGGAUUAGAAAUAUAUAACAACCGUAUGGAAGACCAGCUUUGGUGUGAACAGGAGAAUUCGUACGGCGAGUGGCUGUUCUUCGGUGAAGGCUCAUGUAGCAAAACAUGUGGAGGAGGCGCUCUCCCAUUAGACUAUCGAUGUAUACCCAAGGAUAUCAAUGUUGAGACUGCUUGCUGUGGCGAUAAGGAGGGCGCAGGGUCAUAUCUAUGUAAUGCUCAACCCUGUAAUGGAACACAAGAAGAUAUCUGGGUUCUAUUGGACUCUGUAGACCGCACUCAGUGUGCAACAACGACAGAUGAGAAUACUCUUGUAUUCGAGGAAUGUACAUCGGGCAACGCAGGUCAGCAAUUCAUAUAUUUUGAAGGACGCGAAGGUGAGGGAGACUCACAACAGUGGUAUAAUCCAGAAAGCGGGUUUUGCGUGACUGUACAGUACCCGGAAGUCGAUGACGAAGUUUUGCAACCAUCUAUAGUCAUGGCAAACUGUAGUUUGGACCCAAUGGAUACACAGUUCUUCUCGGAACCUACAACACUAGUCAACACUGGUGUGGGCGCCUGUCUUGCACCAUGUGACGAUAACAGCACGAGGGUGUGUGCUUUUGAUGAAGAUAGUGGCCCUUGGUGUGAAACUUCUAGUCCUGUGAUAAAUCAGUUGAUGGCAGCGGCGAAGUACUGUAGUCUCGAUAAUGUCGAUUGUACAGCACCUACAACCACCGAAGUCACCGUCACUAGCUUCACCACCGUUACUGGCGAACUGCCUACGCAAACUAGUUUGGAAACAACACAGGAAACUAUCACUGAGAUUCCCGUUGUAACCAUAACAUCUGUUGUGACCCAAACUGGAACGGAACUGCCGCCUACAGAUGUUACCGUCACGGAAACAACUACAGUUGAUGGUUCACUUUCGACCGUUUUACCAACGGAGUCGGAGUCUAUUACCGAUGGUGUAACCGUCACUGAAACUACAACAACAGUCGACACGGCCAGCACGGACACCUCAAUCACUGAUAUCAAAACGGAGACAUUCACCAGCGCUACCACAGAAACUGCUCCAGGCACAAGCUUCACCUCGACAACUGUGGAUAUUCAGACAGUCACUGAAACGGCAGAGACAACAGUUCCCGUGACUGUAACUGAAACGUCGGCCGCAACCGAUACAGUACUGAUCACGAGUACUGAGAUUCUACCUUCUCCUGCCCCAAUAACCACAUCAGUGGUCACCGAAACAAUCACAUCAACAGGCGCUGAAUCCACCGUGACAGAGCUGAUCACGACGACGGAAGGGGUUACUACCACCACGGAGAUCACAUCAACAACAUUAGAUCCAUCAACGUCGACGGUUACUAGUGUUAGUUUCAGUACAGUUACCAGACCGUUGACAGGCACAUUUACAACGACUGAAGUGACAUCCACCACACUUGAUCCUAGUACUAUUACUACGACAAGUAUCAGUUUAACAACCGAGACUCGCCCUCCUGAAGCCUCAACGACCACGACCACAUUUGUGGUUUCAAGCACUUUGGAUCCGUCCACAUCUACCGAGACUUCUUUUGAGACAGAGACAUCAACGCUGCCCGCGAGCUCACAACAACAAAGUUCUACGGUGACGGAAGUUGUAACUAGUACAGCAGAUGCGUCCACCAGCACUGUGACGGAAAUUGACAUUACAACAGCAUCAACGUCAACUGUGACAGACGUUAUAACUAGCACAGCCGACGCUUCUACCAGCACAGUUACGGAGAUUGAUACUGUCACAAGCGAUGGUCCGCAAUUCCCCACAUUUUCGAGUGUGGAUCCAUCUUCCGAUGCAAGCAGCAGUGCAAGUGGAUUUCCAACGGAUCCCUUUGUUCCAACGACGUCAUCAGACACGGAAACACCGGCAGAGACAAGUGAGACACAACCAGACGACGCUGUCGAUGGCAACUGGAGUGAAUGGAGUGAUUGCAGUGUCACGUGCUCAUUUGGAAUCCAAACUCGCACAUGCACCCAGCCAGAGCCUCAGAACGGCGGCGAGACGUGUCCCGGACCUGCUAUCAGGACGUGUAGUCCAGCGCCUUGUUCUCGCGCUGAUUUCGAUAGGCGUUCAGUCGAGGAAAUAUCGCUUGCUGAAGAUGAACAAAGGAGAAUAGCGGACCAGAUUGUAAGUUUAUCACUGGCCGACUCGACAAGCUUCAGGCGUCAAGACAACGACAAGGUGUUAUAGUAUUUCUCUUUAGACGAUAGUAAUCAUAGUGUGAGCCGACAGUAGUACUGCACCGUGUCAUAGCUGCGCUCAAAAAUUAGUAGGACUUGUACAUUUCCUUUAUAGAGAAACGAGAUCAAAGUCAAUGGUAGAUAUCACUCGUUCAAUGUAGCAAUACUCCUCCAGAUAGAUAUGGGACUUGUGAAAUAAUAUCACAUAUCAAGGUAGAGAGAACAAAUUGAGCCGACGAUGUACAUAAAGAAAAGGAAAUAAAGUCAGC
This is a messenger RNA of Sphaeroforma arctica JP610, 3953 nucleotides long. RefSeq lists its product as hypothetical. Lineage: Eukaryota; Ichthyosporea; Ichthyophonida. The coding region runs from base 59 to 3694 and encodes 1211 amino acids. The record is from RefSeq and is a predicted model, not a curated record. Gene Ontology annotation, molecular function: metalloendopeptidase activity. Gene Ontology annotation, cellular component: extracellular matrix. Gene Ontology annotation, biological process: extracellular matrix organization. The transcript has 3 exons.